AUGAGUUUACUGGUGUACGCAAAGACUGAAGCAGAAUACGAGAAGCAUUUGCGACCGGACGCCAACGAGAGCACCCGUUCGAUGCGGCGAAGGCCACCCAUUGGUGGCGUACUUCCGCCGGAAUUGGGACAACUGCCGUACGACAAGAAGAUGCCCAAGAAGAUUGACGUGGGAACUUACCAGUCGAACUUGCAGAAGAUUGCCAAUUUCAACACGGUGGAGGACUUCUGGCGCCACUACAUCCACGUGAAGCGUCCGUCGCAGCUGAGUCGUGAUGUGAACCUUUAUCUGUUCCGUGACCAGCCGAACUGCGCGCCGAUGUGGGAGGCUUUCCCUCAGGGUGGCUGCUGGAUCCUCAAGAUCAAGAAGAAAGCCAACGUACUCGGUAAGAUGUGGCAGGACCUGGUCUUUGCCGCCAUCGGUGAGGCUUUUGAGCAGCUUGACGUCGUGGGCAUCGCCAUGGCCAUCCGCUCCAAGGAGGACAUGCUGUCUGUCUGGAACGCCGACAACUCGGACGACAACACCCGCUUCGCUAUCGGUGAGAAGCUGAAGGAGAUCCUCAUGCUUGAUUCCAACACGCUGGUGGAGUACAAGUUCCACGCUAACUCCAUCCGGGACAUGUCGACCUUCCGCAACGCGAAGCCCUACGUCUUCGCCGCUGCGACGCCGGCCACGACCAACUAA
Phytophthora infestans T30-4 is the source of this 684-nucleotide messenger RNA. RefSeq names its product eukaryotic initiation factor 4E, putative. Gene Ontology annotation, molecular function: RNA 7-methylguanosine cap binding; translation initiation factor activity. The record is from RefSeq and is a predicted model, not a curated record. The coding region runs from base 1 to 684 and encodes 227 amino acids. Gene Ontology annotation, cellular component: eukaryotic translation initiation factor 4F complex. The transcript is spliced from 6 exons. Gene Ontology annotation, biological process: translational initiation. Lineage: Eukaryota; Oomycota; Peronosporomycetes; Peronosporales; Peronosporaceae.